Messenger RNA from Rosa chinensis, 1967 nucleotides. RefSeq lists its product as uncharacterized. The transcript has 2 exons. The coding region runs from base 286 to 1434 and encodes 382 amino acids. The record is from RefSeq and is a predicted model, not a curated record. NCBI's taxonomy places the organism in Eukaryota, Viridiplantae, Streptophyta, Magnoliopsida, Rosales, Rosaceae.
AAAAAGAAGACCAACCCAUGUCAUUGUGCUAUUGGGUUCUGCUUCCUGUCUAAGGCUGUGACCAGUUCUUUUUCAGUUUUUGGGGGUUACAAAUAGGGAGGCCAUAGAAACACUGGUGAAGAAGAAGGUCUUUCUGUUCAUGGUGGCUCUCUUACCGAUUCAAUUCAAAUUUCUCAGUCCACAGAGUUUGUAGAACAAGAAUUUGUACUACUGGGCAAUUUCGGUUGAAGAAUUAGUGGCAGCAUUGUUGUAGAGUAGAGAAGAAGAAGAAGAAGGUAUAGGAACAUGGAGUGUAAUAAAGAUGAGGGCAUCAGGGCAAAAGAGAUUGCAGAGAGGAAGUUCGGUGAAAAGGAUCUAAUGGGGGCAAAGAAAUUUGCAUUGAAGGCUCAAUCCUUGUAUCCAGGGAUUGAUGGUAUUCAGCAACUUCUGGCGACACUUGAUGUAUAUAUGCGUGCAGAGAACAAGAUAGGUGGGGAAGCUGAUUGGUAUGGCAUAAUUGGUGUGGAUCCAGAAGCAGAUGAUGAGACAGUGAAGAAACAGUAUAGGAAACUAGCUCUUAGUCUUCACCCUGAUAAGAAUAAGUUUGUAGGGGCAGAUGGAGCAUUCAACCUACUUAAGGAGGCAUGGGAUUUGUUGUCUGAUAAAACUAAGAGAGCAGCAUAUGACAGGAGGAGGAAUGUUUUUGUGCACCAAAAGGUAGUACACCAGAAAGUUUCAACUGCACAAGGUUCACAGGGGUCCAAUGGUUCUGCACACCAGAAAGUUUCAACUGCAGGUCAGGGUUCGCAUGGGGCCACUGGUACAACAACAAAAGGUAGAGCAUCCAAUGCAAAGGCUCAGACGGCUACCAAACGGGCAGCUCCCUCUUCCACUCCUGCUUCUGUCGAACCAAUACCCAAAAGCUUUUGGAGCGAGUGUCCAAAAUGCAGGAUGCGAUUCGAGUAUUCAGGAAAGUAUCUCAGGUGUAAUAUUUUUUGCCCGAAUUGUAAUAAACUAUUUCAGGCAGUAGAGAUAGUUCCACCAGCCAUAUGUGGUUCAAAGUCAACCACCCCAUUUUAUACAGGAAGGAGUACUCCAGCCUCUGAAAAUGUUGGAGAGACAGGUUUUAUCAGUCAUGUGUCACUUACGGAAAAGAGUGUUACCUGGGUUCCAUUUUCAAGAGCUGCUGGUGCUUCUCAAGCUGCCAACGCUGCAAGGGUAGACCUGCAGGGAUCUGCCAGAGCUGCUCGCCCUUCUAAACCUGCCAAAGCCUCAAAUGAGGAAAAGCGAGCAUCUAAGAAAGGGAGGAAAUGCAAUAUAGAUGAGGAGACUCUAGCAAGAGCUAGAGAGAGUUUCACUCGGGAUCUGAAUGAUGAUGAAAGAAAGAAGAGGUUCGAUGCCAGAAGAAAGAAGGACUUUGAUGCCAGCGGAAGGAGGGAUAAUGAUAUCCUGUAGCUGUAGCAUGAAUGUGGCUGGGGAGCUGCAAUAGCAUUUCGGCUCUGAAUCUAAACAAGCUAAUUUUGAGUCGGGUGAAAGUGGCUGUUUCAAUACUAGGUUUCGCCAACUGUUCCUAUGGUCAUGAGGAGAUUCCAAGAAACAAGAUGUUUCGGUUUCUCAUCUUGUACCUUACUAAUUAGGCUUGGAACUUCUCCAGGUAAUAGAUAAUCUGUUAGACCAUGUGAUUAUGAUAUAUGGGAGAGUUAAGACUGUAAAUAUAGUGAAUCAUGUUGAGUUUACUAUUACUUAGAGAUGGUAGAAACUUUGAGCCACUUAGAGAAUAGGAAUUGUGGAAGAUAUUGGGAAAACAAAUCAAGAUGAUAGAGUGGAGCAUGCUUCAGCUGUGACAAAGCUGGCUGGUUUUUCAGUCAGUGUGUUGUUGCAUGUCGAUGAAAUUCUUGACUUGGUUUAAGAUUCAAUGAAAAGUGAUUCAAUGUCUUUAGACUUUGUUGUGCAAUACAUUUUAGCAUCAAUAUUAUGAAAUUACAGGU